Messenger RNA from Caenorhabditis elegans, 2619 nucleotides. The record is from the annotation of a RefSeq genome assembly. NCBI's taxonomy places the organism in Eukaryota, Metazoa, Nematoda, Chromadorea, Rhabditida, Rhabditidae.
AUGUGGUUAGAACGUGAAUACUUUCGAUAUUUAUCAAAGACUGUCGUACAAGAGAUCGUGACAAGAUGCAGUGCCAGCGAACAUAUUUCACCUUUCCGUGUUCCCCAGCUGGAUUAUGCCUGUGCCCAGUUCUCUAGAUUUGAUGGAAACUGUGAUAGUUUGUACUCUUUUGUUCACAUUGACGGAUUCAAGUGGUACGACAAAAGAAAUGGGAGGAAAGAAAUCAAGCCACGUAAGCAUACAAUGAGCCUCCAAGACAAUCGAAUUAUUGUGUCGCUAAAUUGUUCAAAUCCAUGCCUUGAAUACUUCAAAAAAUUUAUUCUUUGUGACGUGGAGAACAAUCAUAUCUAUGUCGUAUAUGUCACUUCACAGCCUGUUUCAAUCAGUGAUAUCACAGCAAGAAUGGAAAAAAUUGACGCUGGAUCAGCAAUGUUUGUUAGAGAUGCAUUGAAUGGACGUGAUGUUACGAAUGCGGAAAGAGUUAUCAGAGAGGCACAGUUACAAACCAAAUCACGAAAUGUGAGAAAUGUUGUGAAAAAUAAAUCUGGACCUCGCCCAACUACACAUCCGUCCGACUUGACUGAACUUGCAAGGAACACUCCAAGUUGUUUGAGUCACUCCAAUGACGAGGAAUUCCGAUUUAUGCACAUCGAUAUGGACAUCUUGUCCCUGUAUGUUAGUCAACUUCCAACAAAAGAAGAGAUACGAGAAUACAGAGAUCAGUUUGUUGGAAUCAGCAAUUGGAAAUCGAAAGAUUUCAACAAUUACUGCGAAAGAAAUGCUUCAUACUUCGUCAGCGGAAUCGAUGAACGGGUCAGUGGGCAGCUUCAAGUGGACGGAACUUUUGAUAUUUCCACUACAAAUGUUACAGUGUUAACAGUGGAUAUGCCGCAUUUUAGAACUAAGAAAAGUAAGAAAAUUCGCCACAGCGUCGUAGGCUUCAUGAUCCAUGAUUCGAAGAAAGCCAGUCAUCAUGACGCAUUCUCACAGUUUUUCGCGGAAAAAUUUGCGCUUCUUGAUCGUGCGGGAUCCAAACGAGUACCAUCCGUUUGCCACGAUGGUGAGCAAGGAUUUGCAGUCUACAGAAAAGGUACACACAUGGAAGAUGCAGUUCAUCUGCGAUGUGACAUUCAUAGAAAAAGUAAUAUGGAACGCUCACUUGGCUCUGAAGUUAUGAAUGACAUCUCUUCGCAACUUUUGUUCGGAACUGUGGAUUCUAACCAUUACUUGAGCCGUGGUAUUCUUAACUCAUUUUCUCUGAAAGAGAUGAAACAGAAGCUGAAGAAAUCUAACGUUCGUGCUGAGAUCAAGAAAUGGGUGAAUGCGAGAAGAAAAACUAUUUUUAACACGCAUAGUCUCAAGAGUAAGCUGUUUGCUGGUUUAGUCACUCAGUUUGUCACAACGAACAAAAUUGAAAACUUGAACAAUCGUUUCAAAAUCUUCAUUAAAAGACCGGAAAGAGGAGAUGUUUGUGCAUCGAAGCUUUUGGAAGUAAUGAAAAUGGAAAAAUUGCACAUUCUACGGAGUAUCACCAUUGGAAACGAUCCAGUAAUCACCUAUAAAAAGUACAAGGCUACCAGUCAAAUGUCAACCGCUCUGAAAGCUAAAUAUUAUGAAAACAUUGGAGUAUUCGGAGUUUUUGCACUUAUUCAUGGCGCCCCCUUAGAAUCCAGUCCUCAUUUGAAAGGGAUUUUAUACAGAAAUUUUGCUAAACUUAUUGUAAAAGAUGUACAUGAUACCGAUGCUCAAGUGUCCUUCAAUUCAUUGAAGAAGAAUAAAAGGUGCGCAGUGAUUGCUAAUGCCGAUAGUGAUUUCCGAAAGAAAGCAUUCAAUUCACAUGUCGUCUAUGCGUCAACAUUUUCAGUCGGAUAUUGUGAAAGAACAAUGAUUAACAAAACUCAAGCUAGAAGACAUAAAAGAAAGUACAAAUAUCGUUCGAAAGGAAAUCAUUCCCGAUCCCUCCUUGGGAUUCACACAAGUCCGACAAGUUCUUCUAUGCCGCAGGCAAUUUAUUCUAAUGAUAGUCUCAACACGACUGAUGGACUGUUUGGAGAUGAAUCUCUCAAUAGUGAAACCAGCAUUGUCAGCUUCACCGGAGAAAAUGCGGUGAGCCAGUGUCGUCGAUCUUCUCGUUUGAGAAACAAGCAAGAGAGACAAAGUCUAUUGGAAUCAACUGUAAAUAUUAUUCCUGAGCCUGUUUUUUUAAGAAGCAAUGUAACAUCUUUGACAACAAGCGAAUCAGAUGAUAUUCAACAGUUUUUCCUUGAAAACGAGUCGCUAUUCCAAAUUGAAUACAAAAUCGAUUACAAAAACUACAGAGACUACACUAUUGUGCCCUCUUUCGGAACUGUUUUACCGAAGAGUAAAUGCGAAAUCGCUUUGAUUUGUCGACCUACCGGAAAAUCUGAAUCAGAUCGAAUGACUAUCUGUUACAAAACAGUGGAUAGUGAUAAUGACUUGGCCAACGGAUGCUUUUCGGAGAUGAAAAAAAUAGUUAUUGAUAUUAAAGGAAGAUCACAGGAAUCACCAAUUCACUCAAUACCAUCAUCUUCUGGCUCUUCAUCUACUUCUUCGCCUUCUGCCAGGAGAAGAAACAUUGUGGACUCUGAUUCUGAUUGA